CUGACAUUUCAUUUGACGUUGUUGUCACAAACUUUGUAAAUAUUUCGCGACUGAUUUAGAACAACAAUAUUUGUGUUUCUAAAUUUCUUACUAUGAUAUCUAUUAAGGCACUAGCCUUGAGACGUAUUUUGAGAGAUGAGGCCUUUAUGAUAAUGCAGUUAUGCAAACAUUCCCAUGACUCCAAGGUUGAUGCUGAUGAUGCAUCAGCUAAAGCUGAAUCUAAACGUAUGGCAGAAUUUCGGAAGAAGUUAAGAGAAACUACUCCUAUCAAAGAUCUUGGUGAACAGCCGUUUACAAAUCCAGCAAACCAGGAGAAUGCUUUGCCACCAUGGCCCAAUGAUACCAAUCCCCACACUGGGGAGAUUGGUGGACCCCGAGGACCGGAACCAACUCGUUAUGGAGACUGGGAGAGGAAAGGCAGAGUGUCGGAUUUUUGAAAAUAUCUAGCAUUAGCUCCAAUUGUUAUUAAUAA
Molecule: messenger RNA, 472 nt
Organism: Papilio machaon (common yellow swallowtail)
Lineage: Eukaryota; Metazoa; Arthropoda; Insecta; Lepidoptera; Papilionidae
Product: succinate dehydrogenase assembly factor 4, mitochondrial
Exons: 2
Coding region: 93-437 (114 amino acids)
Biological process (GO): mitochondrial respiratory chain complex II assembly
Cellular component (GO): mitochondrion
Source: RefSeq, a predicted model, not a curated record